CUGGAUGCGCUGCAAGUGGACUGGUCGUGGCUCUUUCUGGAUGGGACACACAUCGCAGUCGAUCUCAUUGGAGCCGCCGUCUAGCUUCCCGCAGGCUAUCCAGUUGUUAUGAGGUCAUUGGCGCUACUUUGUAGCUAUAGCUAUGUGAUGAUGUUAUUCGACAUGAAAGAGCUGUGCCUUGUUCUGCAGCCGCACACUAACCUCGUGAUACUCUCAUAAGUAAUAGAAGCGGAACUCUUCUUGUAAUCCCUGGAGCGAUCACACAAACACGAACAACCAUGGAGAAGAUCAAGAGCCUCCUACACCCUCACGGCCACGACAAGGAUCGUGAGACUGCCGGCGAUGUCACUCACGACCACAAGGGCACGACUGGUACGGCUGCACAGUCAACCACGACAACGUCUGGAACCACGUCUGCGACCACUGGACACCAGAACACUCCUAUCUACGACCAGAUGACUGGACAUGGCAACGCCGCCCCAACGACUGGCGAGCCACCAAAGUUCUCCAACACACCCAAUGUCGGGGCGACAUCCGUGGCAACCGGCCACGGCGAUGAGAGGCAUGCCGGCAGUGUUGGUACUGAUGGCCCGAUAGGUGGCGCUCGCACAGCUGGCCUGUCUGGCGAUAAUUCCCGAAUCGGCGACAGCACUCUUCGUGGCGACAGUAUGCGGCCGCAGGUAAGCAGUGGCGCCUACGAUGGUAACAGCGAGGCAAGCAUCAAGUCGGGAGUGAUCGGCUUCGCACCAGGUCAGGCCGGCCAGGGGCAUGCAGCUUUGUCCGGCAACAGUAAUUUCGAGGACAAGCUCAACCGCAAUCAGGUUGUCGGUCAAGGCAAUACUGGAACCAACACCAGCUCAGGACUCGCAAAUGAGGUCUCAAACGAGCAGCCGAGCGUGAUCCCAGUCUCAUCAGGUAUCGGUCAUGGCAGCUCCACUCAGCAGCCGUACGAUUCCAAUCGCACUGCCGGUACUGAUCGCUCGUUUCCCCUCUCUGGAGGGAUCACAUCAGCGCAGCACGACCAAAGUUCCGUCAUGCCUAAUACCCACAGUGCUCCCGGAGUUUCUGGAUUGAAUACCACAGAGCAUCAGCCGCUCGCCGGAGACAAUCGCCAUGGGCGUGAAGGUCUCGCUGGCGCCGCUGCCGUUGCAGCCGCUACCGCAGCCGCUAACCGUGGCGAUCAUAACGAGGGACGCGACCCCCAGGUGGGCACAUUCAGUGACCGGAAUGCAUCGCCUACAGGACACACUCAUUUGACUUCGAGCGUGCGAGAGCACAAUAUCCAUCCCGACGCGCUACACGCUGCGGGAGCACGCCCUCUAAAUGAUUCGAAUGAACCUGGACAUGGACCUCCUCAUGAAACACCUCACAUAAACACCGGUACGCUACUAGACUACGAAAAGGCUUAUGGUAGUGAUCCACACACACGCCACACCGGACUUUUAGACUAUCGUCCUCACGCUCACCGGUCAGGUACAAGCCCUCACAUUCCAGGCGAGUUUCCCAGCGCCACACCUGAGAACGAGCGAUCGGGCCCUAUUCUUGGGAGUACUGGUCCAGCGUCCGGAGCUACUACAACUGGCCCUUCAACGUCUCAUGAUCUUCGUCAUACUGGAUCUCUGGAAGAUCCCACACCUAGAUCUGCUGACGGAUCUGACCACCAUCUUGGGCGCAACGCGGCGAUCGCUGGUGGUGUAGGCGCUGCAGGCCUGGGUGCGGCUGCGCACCACAAACAUGAAACCCCAGCUUCAGGCACUGGUAACCUCUACGAUGAAAAGAAUCCUUACAGCUCUAAAGCGCUUGACCCACGCGUCACUGGCGGUGAGUCUCGUUUGAACGAGCAGAGAUUCGAUCCCUCGGCGGCAUCAGCCACUCCCACAUCUCAGUCUCUUUCAAGUUCAUCUGGGCCUGUACCUCCCCCUAAAUCAGAGGAGCGGGAGCACCAUUAUGGUCGUGACGCUGCUAUUGGUGGAGGUGCCCUUGGUGCCGGUGUCUUGGCGGGCAGUGCCUUGUCUGGCGAUAGACACCACGACCCCACAUUGCAAGAUUCCUCUUCUCUGCCUACUACUCGGCACACAACUGGCACCACCAAUCCGAGCACAGUUGGCACCACUUCUGCAUCGCACCAGUUGCCUUCCAGCUCCACAGGUACCUCAGCGUACCAGCCUACAGGCAGCUACGGUGAGUCUCAGCCUCAGUCUCAGCACCAUUAUGGACGUGACGCUGGCCUCGCUGGGGCUGGGGCUGCUACCGCGGGAGGCUUGGCAUAUGCUGGAUCUCGCAAUCAGCCUGCUGGUCAGCACACCGUUGGACCAACAGCUGAGGAUCCCGCCUCAAAGACCAUCGGGCCUCACAAGAGCAACAUUGCCAAUAUAGUCGACCCACGUGUACAGCCUGAUCCGGCCAAGCAGAAAGAUCACACUACAACCGGCCCCCAUCAAUCUGACACGCUGAACCGUCUUGAUCCCAAGGUUGACGACAAGGCUGGCCAGCACCACUACGGCCGAGACGCAGCAGUCGCUGGAGGUACUGGAGCUGCAGGAUAUGGUGCCUAUGAAGCUGCCAAGGCCUAUGGUGAUCACCGCAGCACACAGCCUGGAGCUUCGAUGCAAGAUCAACGAUAUGACCCUACCGCUACCGGUGCGCAUGCUCCCAACCCUGUUCCUGCCUCCUCUGAGUACAACUACCGAAACCCUGACGUGGCUGCGCUCGCUAGCGCCACCGGCACUGGUGUCCCAGCACAUCAAGGCACAGUUUCUGGCCAGACCCAACAGCCUUACACUACGGCACAGUUGGCCCAGUCAGCAAACUCUCAACCACCUCAAGCUUACAAGUCCCCUGAGAUUGGCAACAACGAUCUCGGCCCCAAGGACAACAGCUCGCGCAACGCCGCUUUAGGUGCUGGCGCCGGUCUAGCUGGCGCCACUGCGAUAGGAUAUGGACUGUCACAGCACGACGACAAGAGUCACCACAGUUCUGCUCCUGUAACAUCUACUCAGCCUGGCACAUCUUCCCUUUCCCAGCCUACAGUCUCUCACCAGGGACAGCAAUCCCCCCACAGCACCGAGCCUGGUCAAUCUCAUACCGGCCGUGAUGCCGCUCUUGCUGGAGGUGCUGGUAUCGUUGGUGCCGGCGCUGGUUAUGCAUAUGGCCAGCGCGCACAGCCCCAGUUUGAUCCCAAAGAGCAGGAGAGGCUAGAGAAGGAGGCUGCUAAGCGCCAACACGACUAUGAGAAGAAGCACGACAAGGAUCUUCACAAGCUUGACAAGGAACAUGAAAAGGACUUGAAGAAGUACGAGAAGGAGGCUGCUAAGCAUGACGAGAAGGAGAAAGAAAAGAGCGGUGGUAUCUUGGGUUUCCUACAUCGCGAUAAGUCCAAGAAAGAGAAGAAGGAUCGCAGCCCCGAAUCUAGUCCCCGUCACUCCGCUGAGCGCCGCUCCGCAGAGCAUCACACUGGCCGCGAUGCGGCUGUUGCGGGCGGUGUAGGAGCUGGUGCUGCUGGGCUUGCCGAGUACGACAGCGAUGAUAAGUUUGGUCACGGCAGCGGCUACAAGGGUAGAAACCUUCUGCGUAAAGAGCCCCCGGAGGGUCAUCCAGCGCGUGAAGCUCUGCACGCCAACAAUCGUGUUGGUGUUGAUGGUCCCAUCGGCACUGCCACUACCGAUACUGACCGUACAGGCGAUCACCACUACGGCCGCGAUGCUGCCAUUGGAGGUGGAGCUCUUGGUGCAGGUGCUCUGGGCGCUCACGAGCUGUCCAAAGACCGCACUGAGCCCAACACUGUUUCAAGCAGUACCGGCUAUGCUCCAGGUGCUCGCGAGACCACUCUUCCUGGUCAGCAUGCCUCCGGCUUGACCGGCAGCCAAACAACCACCCUCCCUGACCGCACAAGAGACGAUCAUCACUACGGCCGCGACGCUGCCAUCGGUGGUGGUGCCCUCGGCGCAGGCGGUCUUGCCGCCCACGAGCUGCAUGACAAGCGGACUGAUCCGACCUCAUCCAGCGUUGGCCACCCUGGUACCGGCCUCGCUGGCACCCAGCAAUCUCCCGAACAGCAUGGCUUCAUUAGCGGCAAGCGCGAGCACAUCGGCGUCGACGGCCCCAUCGGCGACCCGAACAUGAUCUCCGGCGAUCGCCAAACCCGCUCAGGCGUCUGGGGCGCCCACCCCGUGUCGGAUCUCGCACAGGACCGCACGGUCAUUGAGCCGCGCACGGGUCUGCCCAUGAACGUGGGCCGCUACGGCGACGGCACGGGCGGCACCGACGGAGGCCCGAUGGGGCACCACCACCAGCAUGGCGCGGCGACGGACCAGGUGUUGCCCGGUGCGACUGGCGCGCAGCGCGAUGUGUAGAAAGAUGCUAGCUACUAGGGACGUGCGUGUCUUGCGAGAGACAACGCGAGUGCGAGAGAGAAGUAAAUGGUUGGCUUGGCUGUGAUGACGACACGACACGUA
This is a messenger RNA of Boeremia exigua, 4454 nucleotides long. RefSeq lists its product as uncharacterized. NCBI's taxonomy places the organism in Eukaryota, Fungi, Ascomycota, Dothideomycetes, Pleosporales, Didymellaceae. The record is from RefSeq and is a predicted model, not a curated record. The transcript is spliced from 5 exons. Bases 279 to 4352 code for a protein of 1357 amino acids.